Sinocyclocheilus grahami is the source of this 663-nucleotide messenger RNA. Its product is annotated as SLAM family member 9-like. The transcript has 2 exons. The record is from RefSeq and is a predicted model, not a curated record. The coding region runs from base 37 to 663 and encodes 208 amino acids. NCBI's taxonomy places the organism in Eukaryota, Metazoa, Chordata, Actinopteri, Cypriniformes, Cyprinidae.
CUUUGCCAUACAGAUGCAGUGAAAUCAGUAUCAGCGAUGAAGGGAAGUUCUGUCACUCUAAACACUGAUGAUAAAGUACAGAAAGAUGAUCAGAUACUGUGGACGUUUAAAGCUGACAAUCCAGACACUAUUAUAGCUGAAAUCAACAGACAGAACAUCUAUAUAGAUGCCACUGAUACAACAUUUGAGAAAAGACUCCAGAUAGACAGUCGAACUGGAUCUCUGACCAUCAGAAACAUCAGAACUGAACACUCUGGACUUUAUAAACUACAGAUCAUCAGAAACAGAAUAAUCUCACACAAGAGUUUCACAGUUGCUGUUUAUGCUCCUGUUCCCAUUCCUGUCAUCAGCAGAAACACGUCAAACUGUUCUUCACCAUCUGAAAGAUCAAGUCAGAAUUGUUCAUUGGUGUGUUCAGUGUUGAAUGUGAGUCAUGUGACUCUCUCCUGGUACAAAGGAAACAGUUUAUUGUCCAGCAUCAGUGUGUCUGAUCUCAGCAUCAGCGUCUCUCUACCUCUGGAGGUGGAAUAUCAGGAUAACAACACCUACAGCUGUGUGCUCAACAAUCCCAUCAGCAACCAGACUCAACAUCUGGACAUCAGUGGACUCUGUCACAGAUGUAAAGGUAUGUCAGCUGUGAUAUUUGUGACUAUUAUUUACUGA